CGUUGCUCCGGAAGUGUUUGCUGCAGUGUGUGUUGUUUUUUGUUGCGACUACUGUGAGCAUGGGCGGCAUAUUGAACUCCAAGCCCAGGUUGAUGUAGCUGAACCCAUGAUGAACUAUGAUGACUCUGGGAUGGGGGAGUACUCCCCCAGUCUCCAUGGGACUCUGGAUGCAGCAGGAAUGGAGCCAUCCAUGGAUCCUCACAUCAGCCCCAGCCUCUUGCAAGGUGUCGAGAUUGAUCCGGAUGGCCUGGCUGUGACAGUUCCCGAACCUGUUCAUCUCAUGGAGGGAAUGUUUUCUGAGCUCCACAGUGUGGUUUCGGAAGUUGGCAUCCCAGUGACAGCCACACAUUUUGAUCUGCAGGAAGAAAUGCUUUGGAUGGGAAACCACAGAGGUCAUGCUACCUCCUUCUUUGGACCUACAAUGGGCCGCUAUUCUUCUUUUCAAGUGCAUGCAACUGAUGACAUCCGACACAUUCAGAGUCUGGAAACAGGCGUGCUGUUCCUCUCUAAGUGCAACCUCAAGUGCUACACUCGUGGGGGCCUGGUCAUGUUUGAUUAUCCAAUGGAGGAAGGAGCUGAUAUGCACAGCCUCCUAAUGACUGACAACAAUGCCUUAAUAUUGGGUGGACUACAGAACUAUGUAGCUGAAGUUGACUUGAAUACCGUUCAGGAAACUCAAAAGUUCACUGUGGAGGUCCCUGGUGUAGCAAUAAUGCGCCAAAGCAGUCGUUUUUUCUUCUGCGGGCACACAUCUGGCAAGGUGACACUUCGUGACUUGCGCACAUUCAAGAUGGAGCACGAGUUUGAUGCCUUCUCGGGCAGCCUCUCAGACUUUGACGUACAUGGGAACCUCCUGGCUGCGUGUGGCUUCUCCAGCCGUGGACUGAAUGGGCUGGCUUGUGACCGUUUCCUCAUGGUGUACGACCUCCGCAUGAUGCGAGCCGUCACGCCACUUCAAGUGCACGUGGACCCUCUCUUCUUGCGCUUCAUUCCUACUUACACAUCACGCUUGGCGAUCAUCUCACAGACAGGUCAGUGUCAAUUCUGUGAGCCCACUGGUCUUGCCAACGUGGCGGACAUUUUUCACGUGAACACCGUGGGCCAGCUGUUGAUGAGUUUUGACGUAUCAUCCAGCAAACAAGCGUUAGCCUUCGGGGACUCUGGAGGAUGUGUUCACCUGUGGUCGGACGCUCCAGAGGUUUCAUACAAUGACUACUCUCGGGAGACAGAGUUUGCUCUGCCGUGCCUUGUGGACUCGUUGCCUCAGCUGGACUGGAACCAUGACCUGCUGCCGCUGUCUCUCAUUCCGAUGCCGCUAACCAGCACAGAGCCACUACUGUCAGACUGGCCCGCUGCGCAGGCCACACCCAGCCCGAGACGAGCUCCUCCUGUGGACUCAGAAAUUCUGCGCACAAUGAAGACCGUUGGAUUCAUCGGCUAUGCAGCAAACCCUCGUGCUCGUCCCCGCAACCAGGUUCCCUACAAAAUUAAAGAUGUGGAACAAGACUACGACAGUUACAGUCAGGUUCCCGAGUCGCCGAUCGGGCGUGAUGAAGAACCACACCUCUACAUGGUACCCAAGAAAUACAGAAAGGUGACAAUUAAAUAUUCCAAAUUGGGACUAGAAGACUUUGACUUCAAACAUUACAACAAAACCUUGUUUGCUGGCCUGGAGCCUCACAUUCCGAAUGCGUACUGUAACUGCAUGAUCCAGGUUUUAUAUUUUUUGGAACCAAUUCGCUGUCUCGUGCAGAAUCAUUGGUGUCAGAAGGAGUUUUGUUUGGCCUGUGAGCUUGGCUUUCUCUUUCACAUGCUGGAUUUGUCCAGAGGAGAUCCGUGUCAGGCCAGCAAUUUCCUGCGGGCAUUUCGUACCAUCCCCGAAGCGUCGGCACUGGGCCUGAUCCUCGCAGACUCUGAUGAGCAAACAGGGAAGGCCAGACUCGGCCGCCUAAUCCAAAGCUGGAACCGCUUCAUCCUCACCCAGUUGCACCAGGAGACUCAGGAGCUGGAGGGUCCGCAGGCCUACAGGGGAGCCAGCAGCAGCUCUCUCGGCUCCUCUGGUGAGUCGGCCAUCGGGAAGCUGUUCGGAUGCGAGGUGGAGAACAGCAGCCUGUGUCGCUGUGGUAAAGAGACCGUCCGUUCCUCCCUCACUUUGCUCUUCACCAUGCACUACCCCGAGCAAAACUCUCAAGAGAAAACGAUAAAGGAGUACGACUUUGCGGAGAUCCUGAAGAAGAGCAUCUGUUUGGAGCAGAGCACGCAGGCGUGGUGUGAAAACUGUGAGAAGUAUCAGCCCACAGUGCAGACACGCAACAUUCGAUGUCUCCCUGAUGUUUUGGUCAUAAACUGCGAGGUGAACAGUGCUAAAGAGGCGGAAUUCUGGAAGGUCCAGGCAGAGUAUGCUUUCACUAAAGCCACGCAAAAGGAAGAAUCAGAGCCUGCACAGCCUAAAGAACACCCGCCUAUGCCCACCGAGUGGUGCCUGGACGGCGAGGAGAUGUGCAACAUGGAGGGCUUCUCCACCAACACCCGCUUGGAGGACCUGAGGCACAUCUGGAUCCCUCUCACAUUAAAGAUGUCCAUCAGCAAAAAUCAGGGAUUGGAAAUCAGCAGCUGGCCCGAAGGAGAGGAACUGAGUGCUGCUGAGGAGGCGGAGGGAGCGUCUCUCUACGACCUGGUGGUCACGGUGCCGCACAUCCUCGACGCUCGCGCGGGUGGAAACCUGGUGGCGCACAUUAAAGUGGGAGAAACAUACCACCAGAGGAAGGAGGGAGUCACACAUCAGCAGUGGUAUCUUUUCAACGAUUUCCUCAUCGAGCCCAUCGACAAGACUGAAGCUGCACAGUUUGACAUGGGCUGGAAAGUGCCCGCCAUCCUGUAUUACGCCAAGAGGAACUACCACACCAAAUACCACCUCCGCAUUAAAAACCCCAUUGAUGCAAGCGUGCUGCUGACGGAGGCCUCGCUGGCUCGGAAACAGAGGAAGAGUCACGCCACUUUCAUCCCCCUCAUGGUUAGCGAGAUGCCGCAGGCCGGCGACUUGGUGGGGCUGGAUGCUGAGUUUGUUACGCUCAACCAGGAAGAGGCGGAACUGCGCAGCGACGGCACCAAGUCCACCAUCAAACCCAGUCAGAUGUCUGUCGCCAGGAUCACCUGUGUGCGGGGUCAGGGGCCCAAUGAGGGGGUGCCCUUCAUUGAUGACUACAUCUCUACUCAGGAGCAGGUGGUGGACUACUUGACUCAGUAUUCCGGCAUUAAACCAGGCGACCUGGAUGCAAAGAUCUCCUCUAAGCAUUUGACCACUCUGAAGUCCACCUACUUAAAGCUGCGUUUCCUCAUCGACACAGGAGUCAGAUUUGUUGGCCACGGCCUCCAGAAGGACUUCCGGGUUAUCAAUUUAAUGGUGCUGAAAGAUCAAGUCAUUGACACAGUCUACCUGUUCCAUUUGCCCCGGAAGAGGAUGAUUUCACUCAGGUUUCUUGCCUGGUACUUUCUUGACCUCAACAUCCAGGGGGAAACCCACGACAGCAUAGAGGACGCUCGCACCGCCCUGCAGCUGUACAGGAAAUAUCUGGAGCUGAGUCGUGGAGGCGGCACAGACGAAGUCAGGAAGGUCCUGAAGGGACUCUACGAAAAAGGCCGCCAGCUGGACUGGAAAGUCCCAGACACAGAUGCAGGAGAUGGUCAAGGUAGCCCAAAAACAGGUGCUGCCGUGUUUCCAUCAGUGAUGGGCCUGUGACUCACUCAACCAGGCUGCUGUCACCAUCUUCCAUUUUGCAUCAUGCUUGUAAAAUUCACAUCAUCGUCAUUACGUCAUCGCUUUUCACUUUUAUCAUCAUUCAUCCUUUUAAGAAAUGAUUCUGAGAACAGGAAGUAAAGUUGUAUUGUAGAAUGUGUCAAUCUUUUUUGCUGGAAAAAGUUUUUGGUGCAUGUAAAUAAAUAAAUGUAACAUGAGCACCAG
This is a messenger RNA of Dunckerocampus dactyliophorus (ringed pipefish), 3961 nucleotides long. It is a transcript of the gene pan2, whose product is annotated as poly(A) specific ribonuclease subunit PAN2. The record is from RefSeq and is a predicted model, not a curated record. The transcript has 26 exons. Gene Ontology annotation, biological process: mRNA processing; nuclear-transcribed mRNA poly(A) tail shortening. Gene Ontology annotation, cellular component: P-body; PAN complex. Bases 107 to 3739 code for a protein of 1210 amino acids. Gene Ontology annotation, molecular function: nucleic acid binding; poly(A)-specific ribonuclease activity; protein binding. NCBI's taxonomy places the organism in Eukaryota, Metazoa, Chordata, Actinopteri, Syngnathiformes, Syngnathidae.